Messenger RNA from Cyclopterus lumpus (lumpfish), 5114 nucleotides. RefSeq names its product protocadherin-1-like. Bases 699 to 3755 code for a protein of 1018 amino acids. Gene Ontology annotation, molecular function: calcium ion binding. Gene Ontology annotation, cellular component: plasma membrane. The record is from RefSeq and is a predicted model, not a curated record. The transcript has 3 exons. Lineage: Eukaryota; Metazoa; Chordata; Actinopteri; Perciformes; Cyclopteridae. Gene Ontology annotation, biological process: homophilic cell-cell adhesion.
AUCACUCCACUUUCUCAUCGCACGGUGCAGCGCGCGACCUGCUCCGUGCCGCACCGCGAGGCGGACCGAGUGAGUAGCGGCAGAGCGGUGACCGCGCGUCGGGGUGGAAACUAACCAGCUGCCGGCAACUAACCGGACCUACCGGACCGUGUAGUUCUUUUUAACCGGUUUUUUUUGGGUUCCUUAAUAAAAAAAAAACAUUUUUCUUCUCCUCUCCCCGUCCCGGUGCUCCGUCCUCCACCCACCCCGCACUACACCACAAAGCGUGCCGGAGGAUGCUGUCGUUACAAGCCGCCCGGUGGUGACGUUCUCACGGAGUAGGCAGCGAGGUGUGACCCAGGUCCGCACGGGUGUCCAGCCCCCCCACCCCCCCCAUUUCGCCUCCUCUUCCCCCGGAGAGAGCACGGAUCUCCGGGUCGAUGCGCAGCGCUGGUCACGACAUUACAACCGGACAUAAAUUAACAGACGGAAUUGGCUUGUGCUCCUGGAUUGUUUGAUUUGUUUUAAGGUCUUUUUUUUGUUUUGUUUUUUUCGGCGUUGUGGAUUGUUAAUUUCGGGGUGUUUUUUUUUUCUCCAUUUUUCGUUUUUUUUUCUUACGGCUCCAUCUGGUUACCGAGGAGGAGCGGAGCCUGUAGCCGAGGCUGGAGCGCCCAGAGCUGGGUAACCGCGCGGCUGUCACCCGGUCCAGAGCGGUCGACAUGGCGGCGGCGAGGCGCUGGUUCCUGCUGUGCCUGGCGGUCGUCCUGCAGGUCUCGUGCGGCGCGGCGCCCUCCGACAUCCUGUACCGGGUCCCCGAGGAGCAGCCGCCCAACACGCUGAUCGGGAGCCUGGCGGCGGACCGGGGCCUGCCCGACACGGGGCACCUCUACAAGCUGGAGGUGGGCACGCCGUACCUGCGCGUGGACGGCAAGACGGGCGACAUCUACACCACGGAGAUCCCCAUCGACCGCGAGACGCUGAGGGACUGCCGCAACCUGUUCGAGGGCAGCAAGUGCUUCCUGGAGUUCGAGGUGUCCAUCACCGACAUGGUGAAGGGCAUCGGCUCGGGGCCGCGGCUGAUCGAGGGCCGCAUCGAGGUGCUGGACAUCAACGACAACACGCCGCAGUUCUCCUCGCCCAUCCUCACGCUGUCCAUCCCCGAGAACACGCACGUGGGCGCCCUCUUCUCCAUCCCCAUGGCGACCGACAGGGACUCCGGCGCCAACGCCGUGGCCGAGUACUCGCUGAGCACGGGGCCGGACGCCGACCGGCUCUUCGGCCUGCAGGUCUCCGUGGACUCGGACGAGAAGCUGCCCCAGCUGGUCGUCAUGGGCAACCUGGACCGCGAGAGGAAGGACUCGUACGACCUGAACAUCCGGGUGGUGGACGGAGGGAAGCUGCCGCGGGCGAGCAGCGCCCUGCUGAGGGUCACCGUCACCGACCAGAACGACAACGCACCCACGUUUGAGAGGAGCCACUACGAGGCGGAGCUGCCCGAGAACAGUCCACAGGGGCACUCGGUGCUGCAGGUCCGAGCCAACGACGCGGACAUCGGCACCAACGGGGAGAUCGACUACAGCCUCCACCAGGCGUCGGAGGCCGUCCAGAGGCUCCUGCGCAUCGACCGCUCCACGGGCAUCAUCUACGUCAAGGGCCUGGUGGACCGCGAGGAGGAGAGCUUCCUCAAGUUCUUCGUGGUCGCCAAAGACCGCGGGCCCAUCUCCAAGAGCUCCAAGGUCCUGGUGACCAUCAAUGUCAGGGACCAGAACGACAACGCGCCGGCCAUCGAGAUCCGCGGCAUUGGCCUGGUGACGCACCAGGACGGCGUGGCCAACAUCUCCGAGGACAUGCCUAUCGGCACGCCCGUGGCGCUGGUCCAGGUGUCGGACCGCGACGAGGGAGAGAACGCGGUGGUGACGUGCGUGGUCGCCGGCGACGUCCCGUUCCAGCUCCGGCCCGCCAGUGAGUCGGCCAACGAUCGGAAGAGGAAGUACUUCCUGCAGACGACGACGCCGCUGGAUUACGAGCGCGUCAGGGAUUACAGGAUUGAAAUAGUCGCGGUGGAUUCUGGGAACCCGGCGCUGUCCAGCUCCAACUCCCUCAAAGUGCAGGUCAUGGACAUGAACGACAACACGCCCAUCUUUUCCCCCGCGCUGCUCGAGGUGGACUUCGCCGAGGGCAACCAGCCGGGCGACAAGGUGCUGGACGUCGCGGCGACGGACGCGGACAGCGGCACCAACGCAGAGCUGGCGUACAGCAUCAUCGACCUCGCGGCCACCAGGCUCUUUGACAUCGAGGCUGACACGGGAGAGAUCCGCGUGAAGAACCUGCUGGAUCGGGAGGAGACGGAGCGCUACGAGUUCCGCGUGGCCGCGGCGGACAAAGGCGUCCCCAGCAAAACCGGCACCUCCACCGUCGUGGUCAACGUUCUGGACCGCAACGACAACGACCCCAAGUUCAUGCUGAGCAUCUACAGCUUCUCCGUCAUCGAGAACAUGACUCCGCUCAACCCCGUCGGCGUUGUGACGGUCACCGACGCCGACAAGGGCGAGAACGCCCGCGUGAGGCUGUUUGUGGAACCGGACAACGGGAAGUUCGUGAUCCAGAACGGCACGGGGACGAUCCUGUCCAGCAUCUCCUUCGACCGCGAGAAAGAGAGCACCUACACCUUCCGCCUGAAGGCCGUGGACGCCGGUGACCCGCCUAGAUCCUCCUACGUGGGCGUGACCAUCAACGUCCUGGACGAGAACGACAACGCCCCCUACGUCACCAAACCGGCAAACUCCUCCUACACCUACAUGUCCCCCGUCACCCCGCCGGACACCAGCGUGGAGGUGGUUGAGGCCGAGGACAUCGACUCCGGACCCAACGCCGAGCUGGUCUACACCAUCAUGGGGGGGAACCCGUACGGCCUGUUCCACAUCUCGCCGAACAGCGGCGAGAUCACGCUGGUGCAGGAGUUCACCGGCAAGCACAACGGGCUGCACCGCCUGGUGGUGAGGGUCAGCGAUAAAGGCAAGCCCCCCCGCCACACCACCGCCCUGGUCCACGUGUUCGUCAACGACACCAAGUCCAACGUGUCCCUCAUCGAGGCGCUGGUCGGGCACAGCCUCUACACCCCUCUGGACCGGGACAUCGCCGGAGACCCCAACUACGCCCUCGCUCAGCGCAGCAACAUCCUGUACGGCAGCCUGGCGGGGAUCGCCGGCGUGAUCCUCGUCAUCGUGGCCGUGGUUGUCAUCAGACACCGGCUGCAGAAGGACACCAAGAGCGGCUACCAGGCCGGCAAGAAGGAGAGCAAGGACCUGUACGCGCCCAAGCAGGGCCCCAAAAACGGCAAGGGGAAGAAGAGCAAGAAGGGGAAGGCCCCCAAACCGGCGAAGCCGCUGGAGGAGGACGUGGAGGCCGGCCUGCAGAAGGGCCUCCAGUUCAACCACAUCAACGAGGACGUCACCGACAGCCCCAGGAUCCACCUGCCCCUCAACUACCCGCCGGGGAGCCCCGACCUGGGGCGCCACUACCGCUCCAACUCCCCCUUGCCGUCCAUCCAGCUGCAGCCGCAGUCGCCCUCCGCCUCCAAGAAGCACCAGGCCGUCCAGGACCUCCCCGCCACCAACACCUUCGUGGGGACGGGCGACAACAACUCCACGGGCUCCGACCAAUACUCGGAUUACAGCUACAAGGCCAACCCGCCCAAAUACAGCAGCAAACAGGUAGGAGACUACGCAAACACGCCGUACAACACGGACAUCUAUUGGACCAAGCAGGUGUGGUAGUCGCGCCGGGACUUGUUUUGGCACAGCCGAUACCCUUACACCAAAAAGCUGCACUGAUCUCCCCCCCCCCCCUCACCAUUCAACAGCUGCUUUCAUCUGUUGGGUUUUGGUUGUGUUUUUCCAUUUCUGUUUUUUUUUUUCCGUUUUUUCGUUUGACACCAUGAAAUAUCACAUUAUGGGAUAGACCGACUAUGGGCUCAUUAAUAUGUACCACCUCUUAAAAAGAACUCUGGAUCCAGAAAAAAAUAUGUUUUUUUUUUUUUCAAUAUUCUGUUUGUAUUAUUAUUUUUUUGUUUGUUUUUAAUUCUUCCAAAGCGAGCGAACGACAAAAGGUUCCUGGAUGUAUGAAGACGUGUUCAUGGUCCCAUGAGGGUCUAUCCUUUCUCUGCUCACCUUCUGUCACUGUGGGUUUAAAUGAAGGAGCGCUUGAUUUCUCUGUUAUUAUUGUGUUCACGUCCUCAUUCAGUCCUCUUUCACAAGGUUUUUAUUGUUGUUGUUGUUAUAAAAGCUGCUCUUCAUGGUCGGAUCAGCUCGUUGAAUUGUGAUGAAGACGAGCGACUGUGAAUUCAUGAGUUAUUAUUAUUAUUUUUGUUUUUGUGAGUGUGUUUUCCUUCUGUUUGGCCUCCAUCCGGUUCCCGACCAAUAUGAGGUCCUUCCAGCUCGGUGGGGGGGGCGGAGCUACAGGGGGGGAGGAGCUAGGGGGGGUUGUUCAGAGCCGCUAUGAAGGAACACAAGUACACUGAGACCUCCUCCGUCGGCCAAUUGUUUGCACAGAUUAAUGUCAUUUUCCAGGCGCCCGCUUUUCUGCCUUGUUUUACCCAGAGUGCCUUGCUCUAUUCUAUUUAAUGUACAAAAAGAAGGGGGGGAGGGGGGAGGGGAGGGGCUUCUUACGCUGUUUUUGUUAUGGUUAAAAAAACGUUCACUGUGAAAAAACCCUGUUGAGACAAUCGCAUCCAGGUAUGACUGUACAUGAGUAUUUGUUCUUGAUUUGUACUUUUCAUCUGUUUAUCGUGUGUGUGUGUGUGUGUGUGUGUGUGUGUGUGUGUGUGUGUGUGUGUGCUUAACAAAGAGCAUUUCUAAAGACUUGUGUUCACCUGUACCAAAGACUCACACACACCUGUUUCCUUGACUUCCUGCUGGGUUCAUAUUUACCACCUGAGAUUUUAAAAAGCCAGGCGGCAUCACACACCUGCUCAGUCAUGUGAUCAUCUUCUUCUUCUUCUUCUUCUUCUUCUUCAUGUUCUUCUUCAUCUUCUUCUUCUCUGGGGAAAUACAUGUACAGUGUUUUUUUAAUAAUGCUUUUUGUUUUAUUUUGACGGCUCAAAAGCAGAUUUUAUUUCAAUAAAACAUGUUUGUUAA